Symbiodinium sp. CCMP2592 is the source of this 672-nucleotide messenger RNA. NCBI's taxonomy places the organism in Eukaryota, Dinophyceae, Suessiales, Symbiodiniaceae. The record is from the annotation of a GenBank genome assembly.
AUGAUCCUGACAUCGCUGCCGGAUGUGUCGGAGGUUGUGGAAUUUGCACCUCGCUUUGAGGAUUGGGAGGCAUUCUUCCUGGAUGCCGUCCGCAGCAUUCUGGAGGCAUUACCUGAUGGUGGUGUGGCCGUCUUUUACCAGACAGAUAUUCGUUUGGCUGGGAUUGGCCAGGUGAGCAAAGCGUAUUUAGUACUGCAUGCUGCCAGCCGGGUUUCGGGGGUUCGAUUGAAGUGGCACAAGAUUGUCCAUUUCGGCACUGUGGACCAGCCAACGUGGAAUGCGAUCCAGUUUACACACCUCUUGUGUUUUGCUCGGGCGCUGGAUCUUCCGCGAGUUGGAGUUGCCACUGAAACGGACCCAGUCGUGGACCUGGGAAGCACUCUGCCGGACAUCCUGGAGAGGGGAUCGAAGCCUCCCAGUCUCCGCAAAGGUGCUUGUUGCAUGGGCAUAAAUGCAACCGCAGCAGUGUUGAAAUGGGUUGUCCGUCGACUUCCAGGCGUCCGAACAGUGAUCGACCCCUUCUGUGGUGCCGGCACAGUGCUGGCAAUAGCGAACGAGUAUGGCCUCGAUGCUCUCGGCAUCGACAUAUCGCCGAAGCGAAUCAAGCAGGCGAAGCAGCUGGAUGGUGCAGCGCUUUUAGGGUCCACGCAGGUGCACACGUCCAAGGACUGA